GCCAAACACGACAUUACUCAGUGCGGCUAUCUGAGUUAACAUCCUCCCGCAACAAUGUUCUCUUCUUCUUCUUCCUCAAAGUUUUCCAUCAUUCUCUGUCUGUUAACUUUUGCUUUUCUUCUCCAAUCAGUUAUCGGUGCAGACCCUCUCUUUCACUUCUGUUCCAGCUCUGGAAAUUUCUCCACUUAUGAUCCUUACGAGGCAAACUUAAACAAGCUCAUUGGUUAUCUCUCCUAUCAAGCUCCUUCCACGGGCUUUGCUAAGGGCUCAAUAGGGGAUGAGCCAAACCAAGCCAACGGCCUCGCUCUCUGCAGAGGCGACGUCUCUUCAGAUGAUUGCAAAACUUGCAUUCCAGAGGCUGGCAGCGAGAUCCGCAAGCGCUGCCCGUCAAACAAGGGUGCAAUCAUAUGGUACGAUAACUGCCUCGUGAAGUAUUCCGACGUUGACUUCUUCGGACAGAUCGAUAACCAGAACAAGUUCUACAUGUGGAAUGUCAGAGAAGUAAACAACUCUGUCACGUUCAAUCAGAAGACCAAGGAACUGCUUAGCCAACUUGCACAAGAAGCUUACAGAGCUCCGAAACUGUACGCAACCGGAGAGACGGAGUUGGAGGGAUCAACGAAGCUUUACGGGUUGACUCAGUGUACUAGAGAUCUCUCUGGAGUUGAUUGUAAGAAGUGUCUUGAGGGCAUAAUUGGGGAGCUUCCGAACUGCUGUGAUGCGAAAGAAGGUGGUCGAGUCGUUAGUGGCAGUUGCAAUUUCAGAUAUGAGAUAUACCCUUUCGUUAGUGCUUAAUUUACUUCGGAGAAGUAGUGUCUGGGUUUGAAGGAUUGUAAUAAUUAGCAUGCAUUACAAAGCAUGCAGAAAUAAUAUAUAAUUACCCUAAUCUUUGCAAGUAAUAAAAGAAUAUUCUAAAU
Messenger RNA from Rubroshorea leprosula, 917 nucleotides. The record is from the annotation of a GenBank genome assembly. NCBI's taxonomy places the organism in Eukaryota, Viridiplantae, Streptophyta, Magnoliopsida, Malvales, Dipterocarpaceae.